AUGCCACAAACCAAAGAACAGCGAAGAGCACAACAGCGUUUAUGUAAAAAAAGACGCUAUAACCAAAUAAAAAAUGAUCCGGAGCUGCUAGCAAUUGAAAAAGAAAAACGAAAAAUGCAAUAUCUUAAGAGAAAAGAAGAGAAAAAAGUUCUCCAAAUUAAAGAUAAAACGCCUCGCUUUCAAAGAGAACAACGGAAAAGAUGGAAAGAAAACUCUAGAAGAUAUAGAAAGAAAAAUAAAGAAGGAAACAAUAAUGAAAUAAAACUGGAGACUAUUCAGAUCGAAGAAGUCUCGGCCUUAGGAGCUACUGAAGAACCUGAUAAAAAUAUUGAAGAACAGGAUCCUCUAAAACACGGCUCUGAAUGUCCGGCUGUUAAACGUGCUGUUAGAGCAAUCCGAUACAAGGAACUUAAGAAAAGAAAAAUACUACUAUCUUUCAUAAAUGCAUUAAAAAAGAAAAACGAGUCACAACUUAAAACAAUAAGAAAACAACAGAAAAAACUACAAUUUAUCUCUUUGAAGUCAUCGAGUACAGAUAUAUUAAAACAACAAAAACUCAACGAUAAAUCAACUAUAAUACCAAAUCAUUUAUCUUUGUGUCAAGCAAACCGUCGAUCUAAAAUUAAUAAAAUCAUUUCGUUUUAUUGCGAGGAUUCUAAUAGGGAGAGGGGGGCAGUU
Brenthis ino (lesser marbled fritillary) is the source of this 678-nucleotide messenger RNA. The record is from the annotation of a GenBank genome assembly. NCBI's taxonomy places the organism in Eukaryota, Metazoa, Arthropoda, Insecta, Lepidoptera, Nymphalidae.